ACAGCCGCUCGGGCUGCAUGUACUCGCUGGGAGCGGGGGUCACAGCCGCUGCUCUUUUCGCCACGGCCUUCUGUUUGAUUCAGAGCGCUCAGACGGAGUCGCUGGCAACGCUCUGGGCUUUGGCUCUGGGCUGCUCUUCUGCGCUCUCUUUG
Closterium sp. Yama58-4 is the source of this 152-nucleotide messenger RNA. Lineage: Eukaryota; Viridiplantae; Streptophyta; Zygnematophyceae; Desmidiales; Closteriaceae. The record is from the annotation of a GenBank genome assembly.